Messenger RNA from Hydractinia symbiolongicarpus, 4993 nucleotides. Its product is annotated as voltage-dependent calcium channel subunit alpha-2/delta-3-like. The transcript is spliced from 3 exons. The record is from RefSeq and is a predicted model, not a curated record. The coding region runs from base 974 to 4129 and encodes 1051 amino acids. NCBI's taxonomy places the organism in Eukaryota, Metazoa, Cnidaria, Hydrozoa, Anthoathecata, Hydractiniidae. Gene Ontology annotation, molecular function: voltage-gated calcium channel activity. Gene Ontology annotation, cellular component: voltage-gated calcium channel complex.
UUUUCUAAAGUACUGAUACACUUCAAAUUAAUGUCUUGUCGGUUUCACGUAAGCCUCAACUACCUUUUUUAACCAAAUUUAUUGCCAGGAUAACUUCGUGUUUACAAAAAUUUAACGGUAUUAAGAGGGUAUCUGUUUUCAUUAAAAAGAAAGACAUAAAAUCUAAGCUUGUUGUGGUAGCUGAUAAACUUAAUAAUUUUUUCAAACUUUUAUUGAUAAAUGAAUAAAUUUUUGUUAUCAAAUCUCAGUUUUAGGGUUUCAGUGUUCUUUAUGGGUAUAAAGCUGGAUCCAAAUAAAGGUUAGGUAGCCUAAAAUAUGUUUACAUUUUAACGGAUCUCGCCCCAGUCCUAAUUCAAAAAAUGUUUAGCCGUGUACAAAAUGCUUUUCAAUUUUACUGAAAAAAGUCAUAGUGUAGAAUACGUUUUGUUAACACUGCAUGAUAAUAUCUCUUUUGAUAAAAAUCUAAUCUUAGUUGUCAUAGAAGAGUACUAACUAGAAAUCUGUGUUCGUUUCAUAAGAAUUCUUUUAUUAGGAGAAGCUGAGCACGUGUUCACUGAAAAACGGACCGUCCUUUAAGGUUUAAUAAUACCAAUAGUAUAUAUCUUGUUUUCUCUUUGUGUCCAAUGUCUGUCUCUGCUUCAAUGUUUGUUAUAGUACCACACCAAUAAGACAAGAGAUAGGAAUCCAAGAAAAAAGAAAGAAAAAUAAUAGAUUCAGUAUCAUAAUUCAGCUUGGUAAAUCUAAUUUUAUGUUAUAAAGAAACUCCUUUCUUUUGUUCCUUAAUGUAGAAAACAAAAAAUUCUUUUGUUUUGUGGUGAAGCAAUAAAAAAAUUUUUCUUUGAUGUAACUAAACAUUAUGAUGGGGAAGGUAAACAAUAAUUUGACAUUACGUAAUUUUAGAAUGACUACUGUCGCCUAUUUUCUAUCGAUGCUAUUUCUUAUAAUUUUCAUCUAGAUAAAAAAGUCAUAAAAGAUGUCGAAAGGAGAAUUAAUUAUGAUAUUUGUUGUAAUCUACUGCUGCAAUGCAAACAUAUCAUUGGGGGAAUUAAAAAUAGCUACCAAUCAAAUUGCAAAACAAUUGACCACUCUUGUGGAUAGCAAUACAAAGUGCCGUGAAAUUGAAUUAAAAUACGAAAAAUAUUCGAUAGAGAGCGUUGUAGACAUUGAAGUUGCUGAUGUAAGCAAAGAGUUUAAUAAAAAGUUGGAAAUCUUAUUAAAAUCUUUUAUGACAUCUGUACGGAACAUUAAAACUAAAGCUGAAAACUUUCACGACGAAUACGAUUACAAUGAGAACAUUUAUGUUCCACAAUACUAUCACGAAGAAAGUGGCACUCUACCCACACAGAUGGAAGUUUUGGCGCCAAAAUUUUCGUCCAAACAAACAGUUAAUUUAAACUUUAGUUACAUACACACUCCUGUCAACGUUUACAAUCACCAUAAAGAUGUUUUGAACGAUGUAGCUUGGUCGAAUCAACUAGACGACAUUUUCAAACGAAAUCUUGAAACAAACGCGAAUUUAUUAUGGCAAUUUUAUGGCAGCGAAACGGGCAUGCAUCGCCUCUAUCCUGGCACACGAAGGCACAAUGCAACAUAUGCUUAUGAUUGUCGGCGACGAGUAUGGUACACCGAAGCAAUAACAUCACCAAAAGACGUUGUCAUUUUAUUAGAUUUAAGUGGUUCAAUGACAGGCAAACAUUUUGCUAUAGCUAAGUUAAUAACCAGAGCAUUAAUAGAUACAUUUCAGCAGAACGAUUUUUUCAACGUUGUUUUGUUUAAUGACAAUGUACGAUUGAUAAUUCCAUGCAUUGAAACGUUGUUGCAAGCAGCAACGAAGAACAAAGCUGCCAUUAUAGAUAUGGUUGAUGAUCUACCUGAACCAGGUGGACAAUCAAGAUCUGCUGCAGGGUUUGCAAAAGCUUUUCAGGUUUUAAACAAAAGCUCUGGAAAUAAUUCCACUUCGUCAGCAUGCACCCAGAUGAUUAUUUUGGUUUCUGAUGGUAUUGAGAACAUUGUGGAGGUGGAUAAAGUGCUGGAAAUCCACAAUGUCAAUAAGCGUGUAGUUAUAUUCUCAUACAUAAUUGGUCAAAGUAAUCAACACGCGAUGAAGAAAAUUGCUUGUGGAAACGGAGGAGAAUUUUACGAAUUUCCGACAUUAGGUAGUGUGUGGGAUACUGUUACACGAUACCAGCAAAUACUUAGUCAUCCGAAAGCAUCGGAAAACGAUAAUAUUGUGACUUUCACACAUUUGUACAUGGAUUUAAAAGAAACAGGAUUGGUUUUAACGGCAUGCAUUGGCGUUUCCGGUGUAGAAAGCAAUAAUACUGAACGUACCUUGCUUGGUGUAGCUGGGGUUGAUAUCAAACAUGUACUCAUCGACAAGCAAGUUCCAGUAAAAACUCUUGGUGUUUUUGGCAACGCUUUUGCAAUAAAUAACAACGCUAUUCUUCUGACGCAUCCCGUUGUAAAAACAUUGAGUAAAAGUUACAAUGGGCCAAUUUUAACUACAGUUGAUGAAGUAGAGUAUUUUGUAGAUCCUUCACAUGGAGUUUAUUUGAGAAAAGAAAUGGUUGAUCGCAAGUCUGGUUGCUUUAAUGCAAUGGUUCAAACAAUGUUUGAUAAUUCGAAGCGAUUUGUUAGAUUAAACGCAACCUAUUGUUAUCAGCCAAUUCAUGAGACACCAUUCACUUCUGCUGUGAAGAUCUCAAACGAACAAAUAAAGCGUGUUGUCGUUUCGUCAUUGAGUGAAAACAUCUGGCAGUCGGGAAUUUCUGCUCUGACUCCUAAAAAUGACCAAACAGAAGUGGAAGUCGGAAACUUUAUGUUUUGCAAUUUUAAAACUGGCAACAAUACAGCGUAUUUCCCAAACGCAGCACAACUACAAGGUUAUCUAGUAAACAUUAAUUACACUUCGCUUAAAAAUGCUACAGAAUGUGAUAAAAAUAUGCUUUACGAGCUUUUACUUUCAGCACACGUGAUUAAACAAACUUGUCCAGAAACAACAACGGUUACACCAGACAUCAAAACCAUUUACAUACUCAUGUCCACUGGAUAUAUGUUAGUAAUUGCUAACGAAACAAGAGCAAAAUUAACCAAGCGUGACAUAUACUCUAAUGAUUUCUAUCUACACCCUACUUCUUAUGAGAAUUCUAACUCAAUAGUGGUCAGUAUUCAAUCGUUGAAAUCCAACAAAAAGCGAUUGCGUGCGGAUGGUUACAUUGCUAUAGGGAAACACAUGCGAGUGAAUAACGUUACGCUUGGAGUAGCAGGCAUUAAUAUAUCGUCCACUUACAUGAAAAAUAUACUCUUCAACGCCACUUCUCAUUUCGAGACGUUUAAUUGCACUGAUGGCAGUAAAUAUAACUGCUUUCUUAUAGACGAAAAUGCGUAUGUUGUUGCAAGUAACCAUGCCAAAAAUAACCAUGGUUUUUUCUUUGGUUUUCUAAACGGUGUCCUGAUGCAGAAAUUCGUUGAAUGGUCGUUGUUUGAAAAAAGGUAUUUCACGAGUCCAAACUGUAGAAAGGAGGAUCAGGUAGAUUCCUUCACCAUCAAUUCAAGUUCGCGUGAUUUAUUUAAUACCUACGAGAUACUUUGGAUGGUGAUGAAAGUUACAAUUUCAAACUUGUUUUACGUCUGUACUUUGUUGUUAGAUAUACUUGCCUUAAGAAUAGACAAUGCUACUGCAAGCAUGAGCAAAAUAGGAAACGAACAAUACGGAAACUGCAGUAAUUAUUUUAUCAUUUAUAAACGUACCGCAAAAACUAAGUACCCUUUUAAUGAAAUCUCUUGUUCACCGAAUUGCAAUGAAACAUUCUCAAUAGCAGACGUGGAAGGAACUAACUUAAUGUUGAUUGUAACAACCAACAACUGUCCAAGUAGAUGCAAACAACACAUAGAGGUUGGCAAAGUUUUAAGGCCAAGUUUGAGCAAACACUGUUUGAUGAAUUCAAAUUACCGCAGACCUGUACCAAAUUGUUACAGAUUAACGGGUAAUCAUCCAGAAUGCUCUGCAGGUAAAUACGACAUUCAACCAGUGGAUCCAAAAAUAUAUUUGUUUACAGUGUUUGCUAUUUUGUUUACAAUAUUGUUGUCGGUAGGCUUGUAUCCAAUCAUUAAAGUGCGAAUCCUUUGAAUUCAUUUGCAUCGCUUUCUGAGAAACUUGGCGAGAAGUCUAAAUUCUCAAAAAAUUAAUGGGAUUACUUAGUUAAAUUAAGUUCUAGUGAAAAAUGUUGGUAUAUGAUAUAUACCAGUGUUUCAGCAAGUAGUUAACAGAAUUAGACCGUUAGCUGUGCUUUCAAACAAGUUUUUAUACAUAAAUUAGGACAAAAAUGUUUCUAUGGCAAAUUCAUCCUGAUAAUGUAAAAAGUAAAGAUUUAUAACGUUACCUUGGCGUUGCAGAUACGAUUUCACUCAUCAAUUAUUGAUGAGUGUAAUUUUGACUGUUAAACAUAAUUGUUUGGGAAUUUUCAUGACGUUAUUAAAUAAUUAACAAUACAACGAAUACCCAGUGUAACUGGCAAUAUUUUGUUAGCAAUUACAUAUUUAUGUUAUUUAAUCCAUCAUUAUGUCUAUCACAGAUGUUACGCUUUCUAAAGUUAUGUUAUAGUUAUCUCGCCCCAAACGUACAGUGCAAUGUAAUAGCUUCAUUAAUUUUAAUAGUACUAUCUUAAUUCGGUAUUUUCAGCCACAGACAGAAUUGGUGCUUUUUUAUAAUAAACAAGUUGAUUUGUGGAGAAUUCCAUUUACUUCAGGAAUCCAAUAUUUACGGAUUACCUUGAAAUCAUCAUCCAAUUACGAUUCAUAUAUAAAAAAUAACAUUUUUAAAAAUAUGUCAAAUUUAUUUUUUUUCUGUUGGGCAGAUUUAGAAUCGUUGAUCAAAAUGUAUAAGAACAUAAGCAUGCACAAAUACAGAAUUGCAUUAAAAGGGCAUUUCUAUGACGUCAUCAACUAAUCCCGCAUGGUCUCUAGUACUCCGUCUUUUAAUUAAUAGACCCAA